This is a messenger RNA of Trichechus manatus latirostris (Florida manatee), 1479 nucleotides long. RefSeq names its product serine incorporator 4 (gene SERINC4). The record is from RefSeq and is a predicted model, not a curated record. Lineage: Eukaryota; Metazoa; Chordata; Mammalia; Sirenia; Trichechidae. Gene Ontology annotation, cellular component: membrane.
AUGGUGGGCGCAACAGCCAUCACAAGCCCCAGCACCUCCCUCCGCCUGGCACAGCCGCGCAGUGGAGUCAACAGUGUCAUAGUGAAUUCCCCCUUCUACCAGGUGUCCUGCUGUGGCCCUGCUCCGUGUACCAGCUGCUGCCACUCUAGGUGGCCCUCUCUCACAGAGUCCACGUGUAGCCGCCUGUUGUACAUCCUCCUGCAUGUGGGAACCUCAGCAGUCUGCUGCCUCCUGCUGUCAAGGACAGUGGUGGAAAAAGUCUGGGGCAAGGGCCAUGGGAUCCAGAUGCCCUCGGGGCUGUGCACGUUUGGCCACUCGGAUUGCCCAGUGCUCAGUGGCUCUGGGGCUGUGUACCGAGGAUGUACAGGAACCGCCACCUUCCACCUGCUGCAGGCUGUGCUGCUGGUCCACCUCCACUCCCCCACCAGCCCAAGGGCAAAACUGCAUAAUAGCUUCUGGCUCCUCAAGCUGCUAUUCUUGCUAGGUCUCUGUGCUGUGGCCUUCUGCAUCCCUGAUGAGCAUCUCUUCCCAGCCUGGCAUUACAUUGGCAUUUGUGGAGGCUUUGCUUUCAUCCUGCUACAGCUGGUGCUCAUCACAGCCUUUGCCCAUUCCUGGAACAAGAGCUGGGAGACAGGUGCAGCCCAGGACUGCGGCUGGUUCCUGGCAGUGCUGCUGGCCACCGUGCUCUUCUACAGCACGGCAGGCGUGGGAGCUGCGCUCCUGUUCCUCUACUACACGCCGGCUGGCUGCCUGCUCAACGAGAUGCUGCUCAGCCUGCACCUUUGCCUCUGUGGUCUCCUCUCCUUCCUCUCUGUGGCUCCCUGCAUGCGCCUCAAGCAUACCCGCUCUGGCCUUCUACAAGCCUCGAUCAUCAGCUGCUAUAUCAUGUAUCUUACUUUCUCUGCGCACUCCAGCCGUCCUCCAGACAGAGUAAUCCUUCAAGAACAGAAUCUCACCCGGUGCCUGCCUAGCCUGAGUGACAUGGGACCCCAGACACCCCUGGCAGUGCUGAGUGCUGGCAUCAUGUAUGCUUGUAUGCUUUUUGCCUGAAAUGAGGCUUCCUACCUGGCUGAGGUAUUUGGGAACUUGUGGAUCGUCAAGGUUUAUAGCUAUGAGUUUCAGAAGCCGUCUCUCUGUUUCUGCUGCCCCAAAAAAGUAGAGCCAGAAGAAGGGCCAAGGGGUAGGGCUGCCAGGCCAGCUGAUCAAGAGACCCCUCCAGCGCCCCCAGGGCAAGCCCAGCAUCCUUCCUACAGCUGUUCUGCCUUCCACUUGGUCUUCUUCCUUGCGUCACUCUAUGUCAUGGUCACCCUCACCAACUGGUUCAGCUACGAGGGAGCAGAACUGGAAAAGACUUUCACCAAGGGUAGCUGGGUGACCUUCUGGGUCAAGGUUGCCUCAUGCUGGGCCUGUGUGCUCCUCUGUCUGGGGCUGCUACUGGCCUCCAGUCUGGGACCUUCUAAUAAGCUGGGACUCCCUUGA